AUGAUUACUUCUGGGAUGAAUUUGGUGAUGACAGUGAUUGGAUUCGCUAUGAGCACUAUGUUCAUAGUUUUUGUUUGCACCCGUCUUGUCUGCGCUCGAAUUCACUUGAAUGCAGCUCGCCGCUCCUUCCCCGUUGCUUCCAGAUCCGAUCUCAACAUUUUGGAGAGAGGGUAUCACCGUGGCAUUGAGCCUGUAGUUGUGGCUAACUUCCCAACCAAGGAGUACAACAACGAGUUGUUCUCUGCCACCGAAGACGCGCAAUGCUCGAUUUGUCUUGCAGAAUAUCACCAGGGCGACGUCCUGCGCAUCCUUCCAUACUGCGGGCACUCCUUCCACGUCACCUGCAUCGACAUAUGGUUGCAGCAGCACUCCACGUGCCCCGUAUGUCGAAUAUCACUGCACGAGUUCGUCGAGAGAAAACGGGCAAUGCAGCAGCCGUUGUUCAGCUCAGCCAUCCGCUCCCAGGAUUGCAGGAUAGAGGUGGCCUUCGAAGUCCAUCCUCACAGCUGUUUGUAUACUGAACAUAGGUAUCCAUCGAACCACAACGACAGCAGCGGGGCAGAGUCAAACCACAACAACAACAACAACAACGAGAGCCACCGGUCCUCUGACUGCGAUGAAGCCAAAGCUGGGGAGACUCUGUCCCCAUUAGUAGAGGAAAACUGCGGAUCCAAGUACGUGGGAAGCAAGCAUGUAGAGAGCCCAUCAAAUCCUUGA
Messenger RNA from Linum trigynum, 717 nucleotides. The record is from the annotation of a GenBank genome assembly. Lineage: Eukaryota; Viridiplantae; Streptophyta; Magnoliopsida; Malpighiales; Linaceae.